ACCCCGCGACCUGGCGCUGGCGUGUGUGAGCCAGCCCUCCGCCAUAUUGACUGUUGUCUUUGAGGAGAGAAACAGAAAGUGUUUUUACGGCGCUUGGAAUUAAAAUUAAAAAGCCCCAAAAGGCUCGUUUUUUAAAACCGAAGCUGCACCGUUUUUAUCGGACCUGUCGCGAGCUGAGCGGGCGCCGGCAGAUUGGAGAUAAUUCAGUGAAAACGCGCCAUGGCGAGGAAGAAGAGCAGACAGGCGGGAGCGGGGCAGAAGGAAGACCCGCAGCAGCAGCGGAGCGCCGCGGAGAAGAAGGCCGACGGAGCUGCAGCCGGAGGCGGGGACGCGGGACUGGACCGCCCGCCGAGGACCAGCCAGUCCAUGCACACCUGCUGUUUGCUGUGCCAUCGGGAAUUUAAGGACUGGGGAGCAGGCCUGGCUAACGGGCUCCCCAGCCACGGGUCCAAGCUGUCGGAGGCGGUCCCGGCUCUGUCCCAGGCACUGCUGAGGGAGGUCCCGGGUCGCAAGUUAGCGGACGCCGUGCCCUCGCUGUCGCAGUCGCUGCUCGGGGAGGUACCUCUCUGGAUAUGCCAGAGCUGCCGGAAGAGCGUGGAGGAAGAGGAGAGGAGGCCGGCGCAGGAGCAGAGUGCACCCGUGCCGUUGUCCCACUCGUCCUCGUGUAAGUCUCAGAGCUGUGGGAAUGGUUAUCCAGAGCAGAGCUCUGUAGACUGGGACCCCAGCUCCUUCCUGUCGGCCCGGAAACUGUCGGGUCUCUGGAACUCGGCUCACUCAAACACAGGAGCUCACUGCACCCACGGAGCCGGUACUCACUCUCAGCAAGGCGGGACGGCGGGACCAACCUGUCAUGAGAAAAGAUCUCACGAGGGAUCCGGGAACAAAGUGUGUCCCUACAGUCACCCAGCGUCCCCCAACCCCGGUGCCACGUCCCCCGCUAAUCCACUGUCUACCUCCGGCGACCUUUGCAAGACCACCCCCAAGCACUUCAAAACCAUGUGUAGGCGACCAACUCCUCCAGGUGAGGCGUUCCACCCGAACGAGCACCACCAGCCUGCAGACCUGUCAGUGCCGCCCAACAGUCCCACGGGCCUCUCCUCCCAGAACUCCUCCACUCUGCUGCCUGCUACCAAGCCCACCUCCAGUCAGCACGUCCACGUCAACGCCGCUGCACACGCCCCCUUCUCUCCGCUGGCACCCAACCUUGCCUCUGGCACCAAGCACUCGGGUGGUCCGGACAGCCCCGCUACCCUGCACAAGUCCAGCGCCUGCAAAAACGCUCACAUUCCACCUGCUGGCACCCAGCACGGGAAGGUGGGUGCCUCGCUGAUGGGCUGUAGCCACCCCUGCAACGGGCACAACAACAACAACAAUAGCAGCAGCGGUGGAACUGUAGCCUCCUCCAAUGCAGCUCAUCUAGCGUCCACCGCUUGCAGGGACCAAGCGUGUAAAGGGCACAAGCUGGUGAACGGCUCGACGUGCCAGCAGGCGGCGUGUGAGCCGGAGGAAGGGGAGGAUGAAGACAGCAGCUCGGAGCGCAGCUCCUGCGCAUCCUCAUCCACCAAUCAGCGGGACGGGAAAUAUUGUGACUGCUGCUACUGCGAGUUCUUCGGUCAUAAUGCGCCGCCCGCAGCCCCCACAAGUCGGAACUAUGCAGAGAUCCGGGAGAAGCUCCGGUCCCGGCUCACUCGGCGUAAAGAGGAGCUGCCUCAAAGACAAGACCUGGACCCGGCCACACCAAGUGCUAUCGACCACCGGGACGUGGACGAGCUCCUGGACUUCAUCAACAGCUCCGAACCCAAGCCCGUCAACACCGCCAAGGCAGCCAAGCGCGCGCGGCACAAACAGAAGAAGAAGGAGAGGGAACGUGCCCAGCAGGGUGCAGCGGAUUCGGCCUGCAACGAUCAGCAGUCCUCCCCUCCUCCGGAGCCGGCCGACGAGGAGUCUGUUCCGGACGGGGAGCCGGGGCGUCUCCUGGAGUGGCCUCAGCUGGAGCUGGAGCGCGUCAACAGCUUUCUCACCUCCCGCCUGGAGGAGAUCAAGAACACCAUCAAAGACUCCAUCAGGGCCUCCUUCAGCAUGUACGAUCUCAACCUGGACGUCAACGACUUCCCCAAGAAGGCCGCCACGCUGGAGGGCAACCACCUGCUGUCUCACCUCAACGGCUCGUCCGACCUGCAGCAGAUCGACCUGGACCUUUCCCCGCUCUCCCUGAGGAACUUCAAGAGGGACCUGGAUACGCUCAACGGUUGGGAGGACAACAACUGCAUCAGCAGCAGCACCACAACCACCAACAACAACUCCUCCUCCUCUAUCAGCGCCGCCACGGCCAAAGACGUCCAGAGGCUGCACGCCACUCCCAGCCUCUCCAAGCUCAUCCGAGUGCGUUCCCCAGAACGAGGCUCACCACCAGGUUCUGAGGCCACGCAGCCCACCUCGGCCCACGCGCCCAAACCCAAAGACGAGGCCCCCGACGCCAAGAACGCCACAGGGGCCGGAGCAAAGACGAAGAAGGGCAAGAAACAGCAGCAGCAGCAGCAACAGCAGCAGAGGCAUCAGCAACAACAGGACCAUGCCUUACAGGAGCAGCUUCCCGUCUCCAAGUCUACUAAAGCAACUCCUGCAAACCUGGAGAAAACCCAAGAGGGCAGAACCUCAGAGCCUGAGAAAGGCCUGCGAGGAUCCAAAGCCAGCCAGCAGAGUCAGCAGCACGGCGAGAAUCAGAAAACGGCCAACAGAAAGACGGAGGAAGGCAAGUCCUCAAAGCACACCUCUAACGGUGCCGCUAACGGGAACCACCAUCCAGGGUCCAACUUUCACAGAGGGAAGAACGACGCAGACUCCAGAGGAAACCGAUCGGAGAACGACACAGAAGCUAAAACCAAUUCCAACACUCCAGCAAACUUGAACUCGCACCAGCAACAGUCAAAAGGAAAGAAUAAGAAGAACAAAGGCAAGACGGACAAGUCCAGUAGUGCUAUUGAUGACGUUUUCCUCCCCAAAGACGUGGAUCCAACAGAGAUGGACGAGAUCGAUCGCGAGGUGGAAUACUUCAAGAGGUUUUGCCUCGACUCGGCUAAACAGACUCGACAGAAGGUGGCCGUGAACUGGUCCAACUUCAGCCUGAAGAAAAUGCCCUCAAACGCAGCUCAGUAACACACGUGAACGAUGGUAUCAGAACCAGAACCCACCUUCCCUGAGACUCGAGACUCUGAAGACUGCUCAACACACGUUUGACUCACUGUAUUGAACACCUGAUUGGCCUGUGGUUGGUCACUGUAGUCGACACCUGAUUGGCCGAUGGCCAGUUUGCUCUGCUCAACACUUGAUUUGGCUGGACGUCACUCUCUGUCUAUGCCCUGUUUUAUCACUAAAGCCACGGGACCUCGGUCUACAUGUUCAUCCAUCAGAGCUUUUCUUUCUUCCGUUUUUUUUUUUUUUCUUUUUUUCUUUAUUUUUCGUACGUGUGGGUAGAGCUGGAUUGAUCGCAGGUCAGCCUGCUUCCCCUCUGUCUCUCUCUCUUUCUCUCUGUCUAUCUCUCUCUCUGUCUCUCUCUCUCUCUCUCUCUCUCUCUCGUUCUCUCUGUGUUGCUUUGGAGUAAGCAGCCAAAAUUGUGUUUUGGUGAACACUGCUCCCACUACUCCAGUUCUUGACUUCACUUGUAGUAUGUAAACAGUUAUUUUACAAUAAAAGUCUUUUAAAUCAGAA
This is a messenger RNA of Astyanax mexicanus (Mexican tetra), 3708 nucleotides long. It is a transcript of the gene fam193b, whose product is annotated as family with sequence similarity 193 member B. Gene Ontology annotation, cellular component: nucleus; cytoplasm. The record is from RefSeq and is a predicted model, not a curated record. The transcript has 10 exons. NCBI's taxonomy places the organism in Eukaryota, Metazoa, Chordata, Actinopteri, Characiformes, Acestrorhamphidae. Bases 220 to 3156 code for a protein of 978 amino acids.